Molecule: messenger RNA, 2202 nt
Organism: Argentina anserina (silverweed cinquefoil)
Lineage: Eukaryota; Viridiplantae; Streptophyta; Magnoliopsida; Rosales; Rosaceae
Product: MA3 DOMAIN-CONTAINING TRANSLATION REGULATORY FACTOR 2
Exons: 3
Coding region: 1-2166 (721 amino acids)
Biological process (GO): negative regulation of DNA-templated transcription
Source: RefSeq, a predicted model, not a curated record
AUGAGUGGAAUGGAGUUCAGUGAUGGUUUUGUUUCAAAUGAGCAUCGGGAGCUCCAUCGUUCUGCUACAGAAAGUGCAGAUCCAUUAUCUGUUUCUCCACUGAACAUUGGUAACAAGUCUCCAAGGUCCCUGAAGUCUCCCACAUCCCCAAACUCUCCAAGGUCCCCAAAGGUGCAGGGAAAAAGUGGAAACACUAGUCCUCUUGCGCAUGAUAGGCAAUCACAUUCUUCUGUAGAUGGGCGUCCUAAAAAGGGUGGUUCUGGGGGAAAAGGCACCUGGGGAGGGUUACUUGAUACCGAUGACAGUUACACUGUUGACCCUAGCGACCCAAAUUUUGAUAGCAGCGAGGAAUGUGAACAACCAAAUGCAAAACCUGAGAGUCAGGAUUUUGAGGAAUACAAAAGGAAAGCAACAGUAAUAGUGGAGGAAUUCUUUGCUACCGAUGACAUUACCUCUACAGCGAAUGAACUAAGGGAACUUGAUAUGCCUAGCUAUAGCUUCUAUUUUGUAAAGAAGCUUGUUUCUAAGGCUAUGGAUAGGCAUGACAAGGAGAAAGAAAUGGCUGCCGUUCUUUUAUCUGCAUUAUAUGCUGACUUCAUUGAUCCCCCACAAGUUUACAAAGGGUUCUGUAAAUUGGUAGAAUCUGCAGAUGACUUGAUUGUGGAUAUACCUGAUACCGUUGAUGUUCUUGCAUUGUUCAUUGCCCGAGCUGUUGUUGAUGACAUACUUCCUCCUGCCUUUUUGAAAAAACAGAUGAAUUACAUACCUAAGGACUCAAAAGGGGUUGAAGUUUUGAAGAGAGCUGAGAAGGGCUACUUAGCAGCCCCACUCCAUGCUGAAAUCAUUGAGCGGAGGUGGGGAGGCAGCAAGAAGAGAAGUGUUGAUGAUGUUAAGGCUAGGAUAAAUAAUUUGUUGAUAGAGUAUGUUGUCAGCGGUGACAAGAAAGAGGCUUGCAGAUGCAUCAAGGAGUUGAAAGUUCCUUUCUUCCACCACGAAAUAGUUAAACGAGCUCUUGUAAUGUCAAUGGAGAGGCAGCAAGCUGAAGGCAUGCUACUCGAUUUGCUGAAAGAAGCUGCUGAAGAAGGUUUGAUCAACUCAAGCCAAGUAUCAAAAGGCUUUGGUAGGAUGAUUGACUAUGUUGAUGACUUGUCGCUCGACAUACCAAAUGCUCGGGGAAUAUUACAGUCAUUGAUCUCUAAGGCAGCAUCGGAGGGAUGGGUGUGUGCUUCGUCCUUAAAGUCACUCUCGCUUGAGCCAGGAAAGCCAUCUUUAGAAGAUAGUGUUGCCAGAGCUUUCAAGAUGAAGGCUCAACCUAUUAUUCAGGAGUACUUCUUGUCCGGCGAUAUCUCAGAGGUAAACAGUUGUCUAGAGUCAGAGAACCGUACUAGCUCGUCUGACCUGAAUGCUAUUUUUGUUAAAAGACUGAUAACCUUAGCAAUGGAUCGGAAGAACAGGGAGAAGGAAAUGGCAUCUGUUUUACUGUCUUCUCUAUGUUUUCCAGCUGAUGAUGUUGUAAAUGGGUUUGUAAUGCUGAUAGAAUCCGCAGAUGACACGGCUUUGGAUAAUCCUGUUGUUGUUGAAGACCUUGCAAUGUUUCUGGCUAGAGCAGUGGUGGAUGAAGUUUUAGCCCCACAACACUUGGAAGAAAUUGGAAAUCAGUGUGUGGCACCUGAUUCAGUUGGGAGCAAGGUUCUUAAAAUGGCAAAGUCAUUGCUAAAGGCUCGGCUAUCUGGGGAGCGAAUACUAAGGUGUUGGGGUGGUGGAGGAAGCAGUAGGCCUGGAUGGGCAGUUGAGGAUGUUAAGGACAAGAUCGGAAAGUUGUUAGAAGAGUUCGAGUCUGGAGGUGGUGUUAGAGAGGCCUGUCGCUGCAUGAAGGAGUUAGGCAUGCCAUUUUUCAACCAUGAGGUUGUUAAGAAAGCUUUGGUGACCAUUAUGGAAAAGAAGAAUGAAAGGCUUUGGAUUUUGCUUGAGGAAUGUUUUGGCUCCGGACUCAUAACAAUGAACCAAAUGACCAAGGGGUUCGGAAGAGUUGCAGAAUCAUUAGAUGAUUUGGCUUUGGAUGUUCCUGAUGCUCAGAAACAAUUCGGUCAUUACGUUGAACGAGCAAAGACUGCAGGGUGGUUGGAUUCUUCAUUUUCUUUCAGCAAAUCAAAUGGGACCUGCUAAUUAACAGGACUUUGUAUUUCAUUACCUGAUCAUAUA